CCGGAGUCCACUGCUUCGUUCAACGGGCGGCUCGCCGCGAUCCCAUUGCAUGACGUCGCAUCGCAUCCCGAGAAAUACUCAAUUGUACAGAGUUGCCAGAUCAUACUUCCCAGGGAUAUUCCAACUCCAGCAUGCCACCUCGACGCCGUAACCCCGCGGCCGGCGCAUCCUCGGCCGCCGCAGCCUCCAGUCCCGCGUCCAAAUCCGGCGCGCGCCUCUCGAAGCUCGCCAAGGAAAACGACAUCACCGCCGAAGAAGAAGCCGAGAUCCGCGAGGCCUUCUCCCUGUUUGCCGAGCCCAUGGAGGGCGAGAAAGAGGGCGUCAUGCCCAUCGGCGAGGUGCGCCGGGCGCUGAUAGCCCUCGGCAUCCCCCCGACCUCGCCCGCGCAGCUGGCCGAGUUCACGGCGGCGCUCGACCCGGAGGACGAGGGCUUCGCGACGUACGAGGGGUUCGUCGGCAUCUGCGCGCUGCAGCUGCACGCGCGCCGCGACAACGACGGCUACGGCGGCUACGGCGGCGACGGCGCGGAGGAGGCGCACCGCGCCGAGCUGGACGAGGCGUACGCGCUCUUCGUCGGCGACCGCCGCGGCCCGGACGCGCCCGCCAUCACGCUGGCGGACCUGAAGCGGGUCGCCGCGCUGCUGCAGCUGGACGAGGAGUCCCAGCAGAAGCAGCAGCAGCAGCAGGUCGGAGGGCGGGGGGACAGCAUCGGCGGGCUCCUGACGGGGUCGAAGGGGAAGGCGGGCAAGGGGGACGUGCCGACCGUGGUGACGGAGGAGUUGCUGCGGGAUAUGAUCUUGGAGGCCAAUGACGGGGCCGGGGUGGGCAAGGGCGUGAGCAAGGACCAGUUCGAUAGGGUCAUGAGGAGGGCGGGGGUCUGGAGGUGAUUGGGAAAGGUUCUUCGAAGAAGAAGAAAAGGCUGAACGAGGUGCAGAGUUUGGGGAAAAGGCGAAGAAUCCGCGGUGGUCUAGGCAAAACCCCUCCCCCCCCCCGCCCAGUCCGCCGCGCUCGCGCGCUUGUGCAGGGGAAGCCAUCGGAGCAUGGCGAUGGGGAUGUCUCUCAGCUACCGCCACGCGUUUGGCCCGGUGGGGUCCUUGGCGAAGAUACGCCUCUGUCCGACAUAACCCGGGAAGA
Molecule: messenger RNA, 1134 nt
Organism: Thermothelomyces thermophilus ATCC 42464
Lineage: Eukaryota; Fungi; Ascomycota; Sordariomycetes; Sordariales; Chaetomiaceae
Exons: 3
Coding region: 132-887 (251 amino acids)
Source: RefSeq, a predicted model, not a curated record